AUUGAAUAUCUCUAUAACCAACACUAUUGUCUCGUUCAAAAACCUCUCUGGGAGAGUUUGUAUGAUCUCCAUGCCAUCAUGCCGGAAGGUAGGAUGGAUCCACGACUUGUUAAGUCGGCAGUUAGGCAGGUGCUUCUAGCACCGGACUACCUACACACGGAACGCAAACUUGUUCACACAGAUAUCAAACCAGACAAUAUCAUGCAAGAACUCGACGAUCACUCCAUCCUUGACACAUUCGUUCAGACUGAGUUAGAUGAUCCAAUUCCUCGAAAGAUGGUCGGUGAUAGAACGAUCUACCUUUCUCGGCUUUUGGAGCCACCGAGAACGCUCGGCAGAGUCUUAUUAUGCGAUUUUGGAUCCGCUGUCCAGGGAGAAGAGAAAAAGGAAUCAUAA
Molecule: messenger RNA, 396 nt
Organism: Penicillium vulpinum
Lineage: Eukaryota; Fungi; Ascomycota; Eurotiomycetes; Eurotiales; Aspergillaceae
Product: serine/threonine protein kinase variant
Exons: 2
Biological process (GO): peptidyl-serine phosphorylation; peptidyl-threonine phosphorylation
Molecular function (GO): ATP binding; protein serine/threonine kinase activity
Source: RefSeq, a predicted model, not a curated record